AUGAAUAAAACUGACAAAACCUCAAUUUCUCCAGAUGCUCCAACAUUUUUUCAUAUCCCACACACCAAAUACCACUCUAUAUCUCCUCCUCCAGGAAUCGGCCCUAAAGUUUUAUGUCCUGCUUUGACUUAUGGCAUGAGCCCAGAAAAUCCAUUACAAACCUCAAAAAGCACCUUGCUAAAAUCUGACCUAAGACGUUCAGAAAUACUUAAACACAGCCCAAAUCUAGCUAAAAAUGCAGACACUGCGAAUUUUCUGAAUAAUCGAAAAAUCGACCACUUAAAAGAAAAGGCAAAAUUUGAAUAUCAGGAUUUCACGUUUAAAGACACUAAAUGGACCUAUGAUCUUUUUUCGCUGCGUCCUACAGAUUUAUUAUACAAUUUAAUAGAAUAUAAGCACUUAUAUGAUGAGAAAAUUGCUUAUAUUUAACCAAAAUAAUUUUUUAUUAGUAAUUAGCUGUUAUUCAUUUUUAAAAAAUAGAAUAGAUUUAUUAGCUGAUAAACGGCCAAAUAUAAAAUACCAAGCCCCUUACUACAAAAAAUACCACGAAGCUUUGAAUAAGAUUAAGAUUAAGAUUACGCUGGGUAUUUAAGGUCCCUACUACGUCCGAGGUCGCAUGCCACGGUUUCCCGUGUGGUGGCAGAGCGUUCACCAAGCCCGGGCCGAAACCCCCGGUUUCUCGGUAGAGGUAUUGUCAAGGGCCGUCUCAUACCGGCUUUGCUGACCACCUCCAUUUCCAACUUGGAUCGUCGCCUAAGUUUACGCCAACUCCGCUUCGUCGUCCGCCAGAUCUGCCCAUUGAAGGGCACCUUUUCAACUGGAGAGACCCCCGUUUUGGUGUCUAACUCGCCUCCCCCUCUUUUCCGGUCAUCCCGAGAAAGAACUCAACAGCUUUCGCCAUUCGGGGCGAGCCACUAAAGCAGCUUAGGCAGGUAAUUCACCCUGCCUCAUUUCGGGCACUCACUGGGCUGAGCGCUGCUGGCAAAAAGAAGUCACGAAUAACUGCCCAUGGGUCUGGUCGCAAAAAACAGCGGCUCUCGCGCUUAGGCCUCUCGCUUCGAGGUCCCAGACGUUGUUGGGCUAAUUCCUGGCUCCAAAAACCAUGCCCGGAUAUACAUGGGUAACCACCACUGAGAGGGUGGGUCGGUCGCCAUACGCCAUUUUAUGUAUAUCCACGAAGCUUUGAAUAAAUCUGAGUUUCACAAAGCUUCUGGUGCUUUUACAUUCCAAGUUGAGCAUAAGCAGCCGAUUACAAGGACAGGCUCAGACUCUAUGAAAAACCUAAAUGUCCAGUUAGAAGGGCUCAAACGUAAAUUAAAUGAAUCUCAUAUAAGCCAAGUCGGGUCUUUUAUUGCUAGGUCUUCAUCUCAAAAAUCAAUUCAAAGCCCCAGCACAAUUAACACCUCUAGAAUUUCUUCUAACUCCCCCCCCGUGAGUGAACAAAAAAAUUUUGUUCACUCACGGAGGGGUUAAUUUUUUUUUUUUAAAAACAUUUAUAUAUAAAUUUUAUAAAAAAUAAUAUUUUUUUUCGAAAUUUAAAAAAAUCCUAAUUCGCAAAAAUUGGAAAGCAAAUAUUAAUUUAAUUUAUAAGAUUUAUGUUUUAAAAAGCAAUUUGUUUAAAAUUAAACAGAAUUAGCUCUAGAUUUCAUUAUGCUAAUUAUCACUUAUAUAUCAAUUUUGUUUUCCAUAAAAAAUUUUUUGUAUUAAAAAAAAAUUUUUUGUUCACUCACGGAGGGUGGGUUUUUGGGCAAAAAAUAGCGAUUUUUCUAAUGGUUUUGUUCACUCACGGAGGGGGGGAGUAAAGAAAUAUCGAGAGAGUUAGAAGGCGCCUACAAGCUAUUUGAGCCUAAAUCAGUAAAGCAUCGAUCACAUAGCAAUUCACCAAUUUCUAAAAUAAUUGAAACUCCUGAAAAUGAUUUAUACGAGGAUAUAGAAGAGUUUGAAAAAAAAUUAAAAUUUUUAAAUAGCAUACCUAGGCCUGAAAAGCAAAUCCAAAAAGAUAAAUAUUAA
Messenger RNA from Blepharisma stoltei, 2010 nucleotides. Lineage: Eukaryota; Ciliophora; Heterotrichea; Heterotrichida; Blepharismidae. The record is from the annotation of a GenBank genome assembly.